Messenger RNA from Pteronotus mesoamericanus, 1836 nucleotides. RefSeq names its product huntingtin associated protein 1 (gene HAP1). Lineage: Eukaryota; Metazoa; Chordata; Mammalia; Chiroptera; Mormoopidae. Gene Ontology annotation, biological process: vesicle transport along microtubule; protein targeting; mitochondrion distribution. The record is from RefSeq and is a predicted model, not a curated record. Gene Ontology annotation, molecular function: signaling receptor binding; myosin binding. Gene Ontology annotation, cellular component: dendrite; cytoplasmic vesicle; mitochondrion.
AUGCGCCCAAAGGAGUCGGGGCAGGGCUCCGCCGGGGAUGGGCCCGGGGAUUCCCCGGCGACUACCCCCGCACCCCCGCCCGCAGCCAGUCCCGCUCCAGAGCCCUCCGCCGAGCCUGAACCCGCGCCUGAGCGGGCACCCGCUGCGGGACAGGGAGAAGGAUCCGGGUCCCCAUCCGUCUCGGGACCCCCAGGCGGAGCUUGCCCAGCCUCCGAGGUUGGAUCAGAGGCGGGAGCCCAAGGCGCGUCCGCAUUCUCGCCCGUCCAGGAGAAUGCCGAGUCUGUGCCCAGCAACUCGGACGCGCCGGGGACCCGCGUCAAAUCCCAAGGGCCUCUUGAUCCUCAGGCCACUGGUCUGGGGACUGGAAAGGCGGCGGAAAUCUGGAAGACGCCGGCUGCCUACUUCGGCCGGUGGUCGGGAGUAUCGAGCCCCGAGCGUGCCACCUUUAUUCGGGAGCUGGAGGAAGCGCUGUGUUCUGACCAGCCCCUGUCAGACAAGAUCACCCGAGAAGAUGUCAAAGUGAUGUUAAACGUGCUACAGGAGUGUCUCCCUCCUGUCUGGGAGUCCCAGAAACCAGGAAUUUAUUUCCCAUGGAUGGCUCCUCUGCAGAGAGAGCGGGACCUGAAUACAGCAGCUCGCAUAGGCCAGUCCCUGGUGAAACAGAACAGUGAUCUCAUGGAGGAGAACAGCAAGCUGGAAGCCAUGCUGGGCUCGGCCAGGGAGGAGAUUUUGCACCUGAGACACCAGGUGAGCUUGCGGGAUGACCUCCUUCAGCUCUACUCAGACUCUGAUGAUGAGGAGGAGGAGGAAGACAAAGAGGAAGAAGAGGAGGAGGAGAGGGAGGAAGAGAAGAAGAAAAAGGAGGAGCCGCAGCAUAAUCAUCCCUAUGAAGCCCCUGAGCUGACACCUGCAGCCGAGUCGGAGCCGCAGCACCACUGCCCGCAGCUAGAAGCCCUGCAGGAGCAGCUGAGGCUGCUGGAGGAGGAGAACGAGCAGCUGAGAGAGGAGGCCUCUCAACUUGAUGUCCUUGAGGAGGAGGAGAUGCUUAUUCUGGAAUGUGUGGAGCAGUUUGCGGAGGCCAGCCAGCAGAUGGCUGAGCUGUCGGAGGUGCUGGUGUUCAGGAUGGACAACUAUGACCGGCAGCAUAAGGAGGUCAUCCAGCUGCGGGCCCAGGUCACCAGCCUGCAGCAGUGCUGCCAGUCGCUGCAGGACCUUCGGGAGAAGUACGUGGAGUGUGGGGGCACACUGACUGAGGACCAGGAAGAUGCGAAGACCUUCCGCCAGCAAAUCCCAGAGCCCACGGGCCCUGUCACUCACUAUACGUACACCAUACCUCUGGAGGCAAUUCCAGAAUUCCAGGCAUCCCUGGCUGAGACGCUCAGAAGAUGUAUGAGGAAUAUGGCCCCAAAGCCUGAUUUUAUUAUGGAAAGGAAUUAUGGAAUGAAAUCAGAGGAGACGUUAAACCUGAGUGAGGAGCAGGAGUCCGAGUCUGAGGAGGGAUCCAUGACAGAAGAGGAUUUCAUGCCCAUGGAGGAGCUGGGGGCCACAGAAGAGGUAGUGCCAGCUGAGGAGGGGCCGACGGAAGAGGCCUGGGAGGAGGUGGAGCCGGAACUGGAUGAGGCAACUCGGAAGAAUGUGGUGACCUCAGCCCUGGAGGCCAGAAGCUUGGGCCCCUCGCACCUGGACGCGAAGUACGUCCUCCAGCAACUGGCCAGCUGGCAGGACGCUGGUUAUAAGCAGCAGCAGCCAAGGCAGAAGACGCUCCAGAAAGGUGAGUGCUCCCAUGGGGGCCUCCCUCCAGCCAGCCGGACAAGCUGCAGAACGUCAAGCCGCUGA